This is a messenger RNA of Lasiodiplodia theobromae, 762 nucleotides long. RefSeq lists its product as uncharacterized. The transcript is spliced from 4 exons. The record is from RefSeq and is a predicted model, not a curated record. The coding region runs from base 1 to 762 and encodes 253 amino acids. Lineage: Eukaryota; Fungi; Ascomycota; Dothideomycetes; Botryosphaeriales; Botryosphaeriaceae.
AUGCCGCGCCGCAAGCCUGCUUCCAAGGCGCCGGACAAGCACAUCAUGGCUCCAUGCCUGGUGGCGGCGGAACCUACUGCGCCCAGGAAGAGGCGUGCGCAGAACCAUGAGGACUUGACAACCCCUCAGCCUCUGCGGAAGAAGACUGCUAUCGACAAUGCCUCUGAGCGCUCUCUCGUUACGGAGUCCCAUGAUGUCACUCCUGGAAAGGUCGUUAUCUCACCCACUGGUACUAUCUGCAAGUGCCACUUGAAGCCCGGUGCUAUUUGUUGGCACCAAAUCCACGAGCCGCACGUUAGCAACCCUAGAGCGCGAGAGAAGUACGAGCGCCUUGCUCCAGCCAAGCAGGCCAUGCAGCGAGUCCGGGCGAACCAGGCCAAAAACAAAUCCAACGAAAUCGAAGAGUUGAAGAUCGACGCUGCUAUGGUCAGCCAAGAAGGCGACGAGUGGUUGAAGAGGCAGAACGUGCGUGAGAAGCGUGCUGCUGCAAGCAACAUCGACUAUGCUCAAGAUGGCAAGGAGGAUUCCAAGGACUGGAGUUUCGAAGAAGAUGACACGAAGAUCGAGGAAAGCGAUGUAGAUGUGGAGGAUAGUGAGGAUGAGGAUGAUGAUCAGGACGGCGAUUACGUCGACGACGCGGAUGACCAUCAGGAGCAAGUCAAUGUCGAGGACGACUACGAGGAGCCUGCCAAUGAUGGUAGGGAUACCGACUUCGAGGACGACGAGGAGAUCCCGUGCAUGAAGAAGUGCGAGCCUCAUUAG